CUGCUACCUACCUACAUCAUUUACUCUUCGGAAGAGAGAGAACAACAUAGCAAAAAAGUGCUAGAAUAGAAUAAAAAUAUUCAACUACAUCUUGUUAUCAGUUUUGGUGCCAGUAUUUAUUAACAAAUCGGGUGUUCGAUGAUUCAUUGUUCGUGAACUUCGUGAAGCUCAGACUGUGUAAUGUUGCAAGCUAUCGGGUUGCUGGUGCUGACCGGGGCGCUGUGGGGCUGCACCAACCCCUUCAUCAGGCGAGGCACCAAGGGACUGCGCGGCGUUCACUCCAAAACUAGAUUGGGUCAGGUGUACGCUGAGAUCGUCUUCCUCCUGGGGAAUUGGCGCUACGUGGUGCCCUGGCUGGUGAACCAGCUGGGCGGGCUGGCGUACCUCGCGGCCGUGCAGCGCGCGCCGCUAUCGCUGGCGGUGCCGACGGCCAAUGGCCUCGCGUUCGCGUUCACCGCCGUCGUCGGCGCGGCCGUCGGCGCUGAGGAGCCUUUGGACAAGUGGUCAGUAGCGGGUGUGGCGUUGAUCGUGGCCGGCACUGCGCUGUGUUGUCUGGACAAAGCCAGCUGAUAAAGCCUAGUGUAAGAUAUUUAUUUAAUUAUAUUUUUGAUUUAACGGCACAAUUAAAAUAUAAAUUUAUAAUGCCCACUCACACUAUCGCGAACCAGUUUGCCGAAUUUGGCGGAUUCGCCACAGAUUGCUGGUGUUUCAUUGUGGUAAAUAAAAGCAGUCACACAAAGAACGCAAUGUUUAUGAAUUUGCGACUCGGAUGCCGAGAGUUCGGCGAUAUUUUGUAGCCGGCCUAAUGUAAUGACUUAUUGUGAGAAAAUUAAAGUACUUAGUACAGCUAUUUUAAAUGUGCUUACGUGAUUUUGCUUAAUGCCAUCUACAUCAAAUGCAGCUUCAUGACAGCUGAAAACCUUUUUGGUCGUAUACAAUUUUUGUGAAAUGUGUUUUAUGUAUAUUGCAUAUUUUAUGCACCAAAUAAAUUAUGUACCUAUAUUUAAAUAAUUACUGUUAUUUAAAUGGCUAACUCGAUCUAUGUGAUUAUAUAUUUAACUAUCUUUUGCUCGUGGCUUCGGCCGCGGCUCCGCCCUCUUUUAUUUCGUGUCCGCCCUCUUUUAUAAGCAACGUAUCAAAAUCCGUACAACUGUUAAAAUCGCAUCAAAUUCCAUCCGUUAGUUGUUACGUUAUGCGCGAACAAACAUAGCACUUACAGUUUUAUUAUAUGUAUAGAUAUAUCCUUAUGUAUUUGGUUAUUUAUUUCUACAUAUAAUUUCGAAAAUCUAAGCGCGCGGCUGUUUUGUGUGCCAUGAACGCCGCGAACAUCGCAUGCGCAUUGCGAACACCAUUUCAAAAGGAAAGCAAGGAAAGACAUUUGUGAUUCCGGAAAUUUACAAAAUUUUUGAUGUCGUUGUUUGUUUGUUUAAUACUAAAUAUCUAUAGAAAUAAAACGAACAAAGUCGAAUGUGAUUACUUUAUGUCCUCUAAUACAUUCCACAUGGUGUUAUACAAUGCCACACUUGCAUCCACCUCGUUGUUUCGACUUAUCAUAAAUAAUGUUUAAAUUAAUAGAAAUUGAAUCACACAAAGAAAUUGAACAAAAUUCAUCUAAAUUAAAAAAAUCAUCGAAACUAUUUUUAAAGCAUAAUUUGAUAAUAAUUAAUUUUUUUUUUUUCAUUAAUCAAUAGUAUUCUAUUUUUUUGUUAAAUCUUAUGUUUUGAAGACCAACGUAAAUGUAGUUAUGUAAGUAACUCUGUCAUCUCUCUCUCCCAGCUAUUUCUGGACUCAAGAAACAAGCGAAGACGAAAGAGAGAGUUUGGAAAAUAAAUAAACUGAAGUUAAAGUUA
Molecule: messenger RNA, 1850 nt
Organism: Plodia interpunctella (Indianmeal moth)
Lineage: Eukaryota; Metazoa; Arthropoda; Insecta; Lepidoptera; Pyralidae
Exons: 4
Coding region: 181-570 (129 amino acids)
Source: RefSeq, a predicted model, not a curated record